This is a messenger RNA of Aphanomyces astaci, 419 nucleotides long. RefSeq lists its product as hypothetical. The coding region runs from base 1 to 402 and encodes 133 amino acids. The record is from RefSeq and is a predicted model, not a curated record. The transcript has a single exon. Gene Ontology annotation, molecular function: protein binding. Lineage: Eukaryota; Oomycota; Saprolegniomycetes; Saprolegniales; Verrucalvaceae.
AUGCUUGUUCUUCUCACCGUCGUCCUUGCCUUCUUGAUGCCUGCGUCAGGCCAGCGCCCUAAUUGCGCUCUGUAUGGGCCUAACACUGUAUGCCACCGCAACAUCAACUACGUAUGCGGCUCGGAUGGUUUCAGCUACGACAACCCCUGCUUCUUUAAAAUUGCUCAAUGUGCCAACCCCAACCUGUUCCAGCGUGCCCAAGGGCACUGUGACGACAUAGCGGUACGCCCGACGAAGGAUGAAUGCGAUCGUGAUGAUGGUACAUGUACCCGCGAGCACAACCCCGUGUGCGGCUCGGAUGGCAAAACCUAUGGCAACCCCUGCGUAUUUCGAGCUGCUCAAUGUAAAGAUCUCAGCCUUACCAAACAAAGCGAUGGGAAGUGCGAAGAAACAGAAUGCUGACCUUGCAUCAGAGUUGU